AUGAGCGGCAAGUGCGGGGACGACCCCGCCGUGGGAACGAAGAUAUGCAAGCAACAAGGGAGGGGAACGUGCAAGCCGUCGGGAAGCUUCCGGGCUCCUGUGUUUGUUCCCUGUAACUCGAAUCACAUGUCCGACUGCUGCAGGCCACUGGCCAAGUACCACAAGUACACGUGCUCACCACCUGUCAGCAAUGCCACGUCAGCAAUUCUCACUCUCAACGGAUUUGGAGAUGGCCAGGACGGAGGAGGCGCCUCGUCUUGCGACGGCCGGUACCACAGCAACUCCGAGACGGUCGUUGCCCUUUCCACCGGCUGGUUUGCCAAACGGAGGCGCUGCGGCCGUCAGAUCCGGAUCUCCGCAUCCAACGGCCGUAGCGUGCUCACGACAGUGGUGGAUGAGUGUGACUCGCGGGCGGGGUGCGAUAGGAUGCACGCGGGGCAGCCUCCCUGCAUCAUUAAUGACGUUGAUGCGUCUGCUGCUGUGUGGCAAGCGCUUGGGAUCGGCCAAUCGGAUAGCAGAUACGGAUACAUGAAGGUCACAUGGCAGGAUGUGUGA
This is a messenger RNA of Closterium sp. Naga37s-1, 555 nucleotides long. The record is from the annotation of a GenBank genome assembly. Lineage: Eukaryota; Viridiplantae; Streptophyta; Zygnematophyceae; Desmidiales; Closteriaceae.